GUCGCUAGUGUCACGCGGCUGCUGCUUUUCAAUGUGUCGAACAUAACAUUAGCAUAAAACCAGUGCUGAAAUUGUGCACAUUUAGGUUGUAAUAUGCCGACGAUGGCAACAGGAAACGAAGAAAACGGAUCAGACAUGCAAUCGGAGUCAGAGGAGUCCUCGUACUCUAUGGCAAGACUGAAGCUGGAGAGCCUAUUGAACAAGAACAUGCGGAUCCGCAUGACCGAUGGCCGCACUCUUGUGGGACUGUUCUUGUGCACUGACCGGGACUGCAAUGUCAUUCUCGGCUCUGCUCAGGAGUUCCUCAAAUCCACAGACUCAUUCUCUCAAGGGGAGCCAAGGGUAUUGGGCCUGGCCAUGAUUCCAGGGCACCAUGUUGUCUCCAUUGAGGUGGAAUCUGAAAGUUUAGUGAACAAUUCCCAAGGGAUGUGAUGUCUAUCCUCUGAAAGACAGCAUUCAGCUUCUAGAUGGCUGUGGAAACGUAUGUAUUUGCAGUGAUACACUGUCCACAGAAACUGACUGGAGUUCAAGAUGUCAGCCUUUGAAGACUGCCAAGAGAUAAGGAAUUACCUUUUUCUUGGACAAGUGGAACUGAGAGGUUUACUCACCUUUACAAAUGGUUUACUCAUCCAAGUUUGUGAACUGCAAAAAUGCUGCUGUAUGGCAACAUAUUCAGUGUUUUAUAUUGUAAUGAAAAAAAGUUUGUGAAAUGA
Sardina pilchardus (European sardine) is the source of this 713-nucleotide messenger RNA. RefSeq names its product N-alpha-acetyltransferase 38, NatC auxiliary subunit (gene naa38). The transcript is spliced from 3 exons. Bases 94 to 432 code for a protein of 112 amino acids. Lineage: Eukaryota; Metazoa; Chordata; Actinopteri; Clupeiformes; Clupeidae. The record is from RefSeq and is a predicted model, not a curated record. Gene Ontology annotation, cellular component: NatC complex. Gene Ontology annotation, molecular function: RNA binding.